Molecule: messenger RNA, 1301 nt
Organism: Prunus avium (sweet cherry)
Lineage: Eukaryota; Viridiplantae; Streptophyta; Magnoliopsida; Rosales; Rosaceae
Source: RefSeq, a predicted model, not a curated record
UUCACUUUGUCAGGCACUACGAUGUAUUGGUAAUCUGAUUGCCGGACAUCCCAAGAAUCUUGAUGCCCUUUCAAGCAAAUUGCUUGGAGAGGGGCCGUAGGAACCUGCUUUGAACUCAAUUCUUUGAAUCAUCUUGCGGACAUCCAGUAUGCAAGAAUUUGUUGCUGCAGAUUAUGUUUUUAAGAGCUUUUGUGAGAAAAAUGCUGAUGGCCAAACUAUGUUAGCGUCAACUUUGAUUCCUCAACCUCAUUCCAUGGCACAUGCUCCUGUUGAGGAAGAUGUGCACAUGUCCUUUGGAAGCAUGCUAUUACAAGGUCUUACCUUGAGUGAGAAUGAUGGUGAUCUUGAGACAUGCUGCCGAGCUGCUAGUGUUCUUUCUCAUGUAAUGAAGGACAAUAUCCAGUGCAAGGAAAGGGUUUUGCGUAUUGAACUCGAGGCACCUACACCAUCUUUAGGUGCUCCUGAGCCUCUAAUGCACCGUGUGGUAAAAUACUUGGCCCUUGCCUCUUCCAUGAAAAACAAAGAUGGAAAAUCAAGUGGAAACUCAUAUGUUGAACCAAUUAUCUUGAAAUUGCUGGUCACUUGGCUAUCUGAUUUCCCUAGUGCUGUGAAUUGCUUCCUAGAUUCACGUCCCCACAUCACAUAUCUUCUUGAGUUGGUCUCCAAUUCGUCUACUACAGUGUACAUAAAGGGAUUGGCAGCUGUUCUUCUUGGGGAGUGUGUAAUCUACAACAAAUCAGUUGAAAGUGGGAAGGAUGCUUUUACUAUAGUUGAUUCUAUAAGCCAGAAGGUUGGGCUCACGACAUACUUUCUGAAGUUUGAUGAGAUGCAGAAAAGCUUCCUUUUCACCUCUGCGAGUUCUACUCAGCCCCGUAAACAAUUAACCAGAUCUGCUUCUGCUAGUAUGGUAGAGAUUGAAGAUGUUGAUGAGAACAAUUUAUUGGAUCAGAAAAAUGAGGAUCAUCCGGUUCUCUCCUCAAUCUUUGAUGCUCCAUUUGUAAACCUUGUUAGGAGCUUGGAGGUGAACAUCAGAGAGAAAAUCGUUGAGGUUUACAGUCAUCCAAAGAGCAAGGUGGCAGUGGUGCCAGCAGAAUUGGAAAAGAAGAGUGAGGAAAGUGAUAGGGAGUAUAUAAAGCGGCUGAAAGCAUUUGUGGAGAAGCAAUGCUCUGAGAUACAGUUAGGACUUAAGAGGCAAUCAGUAGAGAAGUGUUUGGAUCCGGCCAUAUGUGGGCUAGGGCUACUUAUGGGCAGAUCUCUGCAAAGAUGUGGAUUGGAGCCUCCAUGGGUGUUUAAUGGUGUGG